This is a messenger RNA of Somion occarium, 1281 nucleotides long. Lineage: Eukaryota; Fungi; Basidiomycota; Agaricomycetes; Polyporales; Cerrenaceae. The record is from the annotation of a GenBank genome assembly.
GAUCACGCAUUGCUACCAGUAUUCUCGCUCCGGGUAGUCUGUUGCAACUUCCCGCUUUCUUUCUUACCUGAUUCUAUUGUCUUUUGUCGGUCUCAUCCGCUAAAACCACUCAUUCGGUUACAAAUGGACAAUCUGAAAUGCAAUAUUCUGACUUGCCGGACAGCACUGUCUGACAAGGCCGUGGUGACAACAUGUUCACAUAUCUUCUGCGUGGAUUGUGCCAAUACACUAUUUAACGACUCACGUCUUUGCCCUGCCUGCGAGACAUCCUUAACUGAACCCGACGAUGUUGUGGUUUGCUCUCUACAUCCCUCUAAUGACUACAAGACAUCUGUUCUGUCUGGUCUGAACCCUGCAACCAUCCUAGAAAUAUGCAGCCGGGCAAUGUCCUUCUGGCAGUAUCAAUGCCAUCAAGAGCUCGCAUUUCAACUUACAGUGCUGCGUAACGUUAGCGAGAAGAGUGGCUAUCUGCAGAAAGAAUUGGACAAUGCCGUCAGAGAAGCUCGAGGACAAAUAAGUUUGCUCAAUAGCAAGAUCUCUGAGUUGGAACGAGACCUUGAAUUGGAGCGGCGUAAGUCAGGAACGCUUCAAGAUUCCCUCAGAGAAAGAGAGAAGGAGUACCAAAAGCUAAAGGGUCAUCUGGACAAAAUCAAACGCAAGGCACUACUCGCCCCUGGUAGUGUUGGCCAGCACGAUGCUAUGGGAAUCGGAGCAGAGAGACACGUACUAGACGACGGAAUUCGGACAAGACCCCAAGCGGGGUUCACUGGUAAUACUAGCAUGGAUAUGGGAGCUGUGAUAGGUGGAAUGGAGGCAAACGGGAUUCAACGGACUCCAAUCGCCUCCCGUACCGCACAACAAGCCAAUAUUUGGCGGCAGCCACAAUUACAAAACAGACCCAAUUUCACUGCACAACGACAACCAUUCACCGCCAAUCCCGACCGCUCUUUCAGGUCCCAUACCACGGUGUCGGACCAAUCAGAGAAUGAAGUAGAGAACCUCGUUGGACAGGGAUCUAUGCGCCGCUCUAACGGCAACCAAUCUGGAUGGCCUGCUUCUCGGAAUCUACAGAGGAGACCAAAUCAGCCAGCUUUCCCGCAAGUGCCUCAGAGAAGAGGCGGAGGAAAAUUCAAGCCUGCCUCAAUUUCAUGACCCACCUUGCAAGAAGACGCGAACGGACGUUAUUCUCAUUCAACCACGGAUACCGGAAUGAUGGGUAUAAUACAAUAUUGUUAGUCGGGCUUGCGUAAUAUCAUAACGAAUGUCAAGUCCAUGAAAGCA